Molecule: messenger RNA, 5222 nt
Organism: Oncorhynchus masou masou (cherry salmon)
Lineage: Eukaryota; Metazoa; Chordata; Actinopteri; Salmoniformes; Salmonidae
Gene: mxi1
Product: max interactor 1, dimerization protein
Biological process (GO): regulation of transcription by RNA polymerase II
Molecular function (GO): protein dimerization activity; RNA polymerase II cis-regulatory region sequence-specific DNA binding; DNA-binding transcription factor activity, RNA polymerase II-specific
Source: RefSeq, a predicted model, not a curated record
UGCAUUGUAACCUGCAUUCAUAAAAGCCCUAUCACCACCAAGAAGCAAAGGAGCCUCUACUGCUAGCUGCCUUUCAGUUUAUUUUCCUCCUGGAAAAGUAGCCGGCAAAGCAGUCCAAGUGAACGAAAAUGGCCAGAAGUGAUAGGCAGAAAAGAGAGUUGAAGAGCGAAUAUGUGUUUUUGGACUCCGAAACGUCUAUGGAUCGGCAAGAUUUUGAUAUGUCUAGAUGCUCUAUCAAUGACGUAUUCAACUCCAGAGACUGCGCUUCUUCUCCAUUGAGCCAGAUUGAUACUUUUCUGAAAAACGUUCAAGUUUUGCUGGAAGCAGCAAGUUUUAUCGAGAACGCCGAGAGGAAGGAUGGAAAGUGUGAACACGGAUAUGCAUCGACGUUUCCGUCGUCAAUUCAGAACACGAACUACCAGAGGCAAAAUAAAUUUCGAAACAAGAAGUUCCACAAUAACCAUAACAGGUCUACACAUAAUGAGUUGGAGAAGAACAGGAGAGCCCACCUGCGUCUGUGUUUGGAGAGGUUGAAGGCCCUCAUCCCUCUGGGAAAAGACUGUAACCGCCACACUACCCUGGGGCUGCUCAACAAAGCCAAAUCACAUAUUAAGAAACUUGAAGAGGCGGACCGUAAGAGCCGUAACCAGCUGGACAGUCUGGAGAGGGAGCAGAGGCACCUCCAGCGCCAGUUGGACCUGCUGCAGGGCACCGGGGCCGGGGUAGGAGGCACUGGGCCGGGGGAGGGAGAGAGGAUACGCAUGGACAGCGUGGGCUCCACCCUCUGCUCCUCCGAGCACUCGGACUCGGACCAAGAGGAGAUUGAGGUGGACGUGGAGUCUACAGAGUUCUCGGAGCACGGGGAACUGGACUCGGUGUCUACGGCCUCCACCAGCGAUCUAGACGACCACAGCAGCCUUCAGAGUCUAGCCAGCGACGAGGGCUACUCCAGCUGCAGCAUCCUCAAACUCUCCUCAGCCUUCUCCGGAUCCUCCUCAUAGGAGAUGUUGGGUGUAGACUCCUCCCCCCGGCUCCAAUCUGCAACCUCGGGGGGCUAAAUCAACAUCCAAAGACCAACCACCUGAACCUGGCCAGCGACGCAGGUUACGAGGGCAAACGUUAAUCCAGCGUCCUCGUCAAACUCAGCGCCUUCUCUGACCGGCCAAUUAGAGUUGUCUCCAGCCCCAGCUCCAACCUGCAAAAACCUUGGCCUCCCCCCUCCAUCCACCACCCCUGUUGUGUGUCGUCAUAUCACCCAUCUACAUGUAUCAUCGCCGAUUACACCAUCGCCAUGGCAUCCCUCAAGUGGCACCCUGACAUCCUUCUAACUUCCUGUCUGUAACCCCUCGCCAUCGCACCAUCCGUCGCUCUGCUCCAACUCGCUGCUGAACCUCAACCCCCAGUCCGAGAACAACCCCCCUCCGUCCCAAGCAGAAGGUCCAACCCCCCCCCCCCGUAUCGUCCCGAUAACGGGUACAUGAAGAACAGAGAUUGAUCCAAACACAGAACCAACCUUUAUUUUGAGAAUCUGAAUAAGAGCAAUGGUUUGAGAUUAGAUUUUGACUUGGGUGGCUUUAUGAAUGGUUGAAACUGAAGAUAAAAAAUGAUGUAUUUUUAUAUGCUGGGAUCAGCAUUAUCUUGGUUUUAUUGCAGACAUAAUCAAAGGGAAUUAGACCCCCUUUUUUUAAAUCAAACAAUUGAUUAAGUUAUUUUAGAAUCAAACAAAAAAAACAACCCCAUAUUUUAGCAUCAGAAAUGCACUUACAUUUCUAAUAUAUAUUAGAAUAUUUUCUGAUGAGUUUUCUGAGUUUUAAAACCUUGUUUGGUUCUGUGUGUUUGAGUGUUUGCUCUGGUCUCGUGUCUGAAGUCAAUGUUCUGCUGGACUUAAAAACCAAUUUGGGAACAAGUGGUAAUUUGGACACAGACUCUGUGGAAUGUCAAGAAGUCUAGUUGCCAUAUCAACACAUUUUGGCCCUUGAACGACGUUCCUUUUUAUUUUACAUUUCUUGUCUUUGUGGGUUUUUUUUACCACUGUGCAACCACAGCACUGCAUCCAACAGACACUUGAAAUGGUGCUACCUGAAACAGCAACAACAAACCCAUCAACAACGCAGCUCAAACGCUUGUACAACCAACGAUCCUUGUCUGCCGUGUCAUACAGGACGUUUCCAUCCAAACGAAUGGAGGAGAAACAGAAACAUGCAUCAUAUGCAUUCCCAUGGAACGUGGGCGGUGCUCGGUGUGGAAAUCAAUCUUCAAAUGUGUUUUUACAACAACGCAGCUACCACAACAAGCUAUCCUGCACCUGCCUACCUUAUAGCUGUCUAUAGAAACAAAUCGGCACAAUUUAAAAAGAAGGAAUAGCAAGGAACUUUGGACUAUAGAGACAACAUCCAUCCUUUCUCUCUAUCCAGCAGUAACAAGCAAUAACCAUUUCUAGUAUUUGAAAAAUAUAUGAUUUUUUUUAAAUUUCGACCAUUUGACCUCCUGUUUUUUCCCCCUCUCUUUUCCAAGGCAACAGACCUGUGGCCGUCCAAAAAAAGCUCAUUCAACUUGCUUUGUUUUUUUUGUACAUAAUUAAAUUAGCUUAAUAAAUUAACGAUGAAAAAAAGGAGUGUUAAAAAAAAGUUAGAAAACUUGUGUAUAGAAAAAACCUAUUGCCUCUGUUGCUGUUUUUGACCUUGUGUUUUUGUGCAUUUUAAAUUAUAUUUUUGAAAAGAUUUAUUCUACUUCUCUCAGAGUGUGACUGGCAAGCGGUCAGUCAGUCGUCCAUGUGGCAUGAAUUGGACAGUAAUUGCUUUGUUCAUUUUGCUGGUUGAAACGUUCAAAGGUUACCAUUCUGUAGCUGUCCCCCAUCAACCCCAAGAGAAGAUCCACUUCAUAGUACUUAACUUAAAGUUCAAGACACAACAACAAGAGAACAACAACUAUAUGGCUGUUAUACAAAAUGGCUGCCACCCCAGGACAUCUUCUGUUCAUAAAUACAGAGUUUGUGUGGCACUCUUAUUUAUUCAAACUUGUUUGUUUCUUACUUUUCUUUUGAAAACUCCUAUAUGGCAUUCCACUGGUGGUAUCUCGUGAGCUGUGGUGGAACUCGAGUCUGAAGUGACAGCACCAAGGUGUAUGAUGAUGUCAUUGACUGUGUGUGUACAUCCUUAGCCCUUGUUACUGAAGCGAGCCCAACUUGCACUUUGAAAAGUCUGGUUUUCCACCGGUAUUCACAUAUCUCUUCAUAUGAAAGAACAAUCCCACCCUGACCCUUGAGUUUUUGAAGUUUAUAUAUUUAUUAGCCUAUUUCUCCAUCCCUCACAGAACCAACACAGAAUGAAAAAAGUUAACUUAUUUGGUUUCUGUCUUAUCUUAUUAUUCUCCCUAUUUUUUUAUGAUUUUAUCCCUUAUUUUAAGAUUUAAUGUUUAAAAGUGGAACAAUUGUUGUUUCCCAAAUGGCACCCUAUUCCCUACGUAGUGCACUACGUUUGACCAGACUCUGUCAAAAGUAGAGCACAAAGUAGGGAAAAGGGUGCCAUUUGGGAAACAGACCAUGGUGAAUCGUAGUGAAGUCAGUCAGGAUACCAGGCUAAUGUUGUUUUGUUAGACGGACACUUGAAAUGUAAUCAGCCCCCAAGCUGCUCCCAGUACUGAGCCUUGCCUCUCAUGCAUCCAUGGUCGAGUUCCAAACUGACCCCAAGCUGCUCCCAGUACUGAGCCUUGCCUCUCAUGCAUCCACGGUCGAGUUCCAAACUGACCCCAAGCUGCUCCCAGUACUGAGCCUUGCCUCUCAUGCAUCCACGGUCGAGUUCCAAACUGACCCCAAGCUGCUCCCAGUACUGAGCCUUGCCUCUCAUGCAUCCACGGUCGAGUUCCAAACUGACCCCAAGCUGCUCCCAGUACUGAGCCUUGCCUCUCAUGCAUCCACGGUCGAGUUCCAAACUGACCCUAAGCUGUAUGGUCAUUUCUUCUGCUUCUCUGAUAGGCUGGGUGCAUUUUUUGUCCUAACAGUUUACACCUAUCCAAUAAUCCUAGAAUUUGCUAGGAGGGGAUGGGGGUGUAGGGUCAAGGGGUUGAUUUUGGACUCAGCCUACAAUAGCCGAGUCUAAUGGGCAAAUACUGAGCCAGCUACUAUACAAAAUGGGGGCUAACUAACUAACUCCACACUCUAGUAGGAAGACAAGUAGUAGUCUUUACUAGAUUUGGUUUUAGUCAACAAAAUGUGUCUUACAUUUACAAAAAGCCUCAGAUUAAUAUUAUUGAGAUCAAAAACCUAUGGUUUCAACGAAUGACAUCAUUCAAGGUGUAAAGUUAGAGUGUAAUCUUGAGGGAUUUCAUGAUCUCCUCAAAUUUGGAUGGUUCACUGACGAUGGUGCUUUCUCAAUAGAAACAAAUAAGCCAAACGACCUCAGAACACCAACAGUGUCCUCUUCUCUUUCACAGGGGGCAGAUUACUUCACUCUCCUUCAUUUACACUUUUAUCUUCUAGCGCGUUUUGUUUGUCGUUUUUUGAACCUGCACUAUGAGAAAAAGGGCCCAUAUUUAAUGAAAAACUGUGUUUUUCCCCAAUACCCUCUCUCUUUUGUGUGUGUUGCCUGGUGUCCUUCGUACGGCCUUGUAAGUGAUACCUGCUUUUGGCUGUGUAUGGCUAGCAGUAUGUUGUUAUAUCCAGAUUUGGGGUCUAUUCUAACUCAGUUCCAAUCUGUUGAGUUCAAGAUGGGAAUUUCUUACCUGGUAUCCAAACUGAAUUCACAUUCCAUUUUGCGGAUGGAAUUUAGAUGGAAUUGACCUCCACCCUGAAUAAUGUCACUCCAGUGUACUAGGUAUUGGUCUUAUAGACAAUGACUCGAAAGGGGGGAACGAAUUGCCUGGGACCCAGAUCUGUUUGUGCUGUCUUUCCAACUCCUGUGGUCAUUCUGGUCAAGACAGCACAAACCGAUCUGGGAACCAGGUUAAGGCAGAAUGAAUGGGUAAAAGUAGAUACAACUAUUCCCACCUCCAAACAGGACAGACCUAGCCUGGGUUAAACUAGGCUGAAUGCUGUGAUACGAGUUAGCGUAGCAUUCAGUCUGGUUUAACCAGGCUAUAGGAGAGACUAUAGUCCCCUUGUUGUUCAGAUGAACUCUGUGGCCAUCAAUCCUUUGUAGAACAUGCUCUCUGAUGAUGAUGAUUCUCGCUGUGUAAGUUUGAAAAUGCAAUACUUACAAUAAAACACCAAGAUUUUCAAACCGGAA